Rotaria sp. Silwood1 is the source of this 1749-nucleotide messenger RNA. Lineage: Eukaryota; Metazoa; Rotifera; Eurotatoria; Philodinida; Philodinidae. The record is from the annotation of a GenBank genome assembly.
AUGCCAACAUUUCAUAAAGAUCCAUUAAAACGUUUACUUGCUGAUGUACGAGCACAUGAAGAUGAAAGACGAAAACGACAAGAAAAACAUGAAAUAGCAUAUCAACAAGCAUUAGUAGCAACGCGUGAAAAAAUCAAACAAACUGAAGGACCAGAUAUGAAAGAACGUUUACAAGAUCAAAUUCGUCAAUGGUUUAUUGAAUGCAGAAAUGUUUCACAAAAAUUUCCCGAUUUUCCUGAUGAAGAUGAUGGUGGUUCAAAUAAAAUUUUUGAGAAAAAGACUGUUGAAGAAAUUCAAGAAGAUCUUGAUGCUAAACUUGAAAGUAAAGGCAAAGGAAAAGGUGAUAAAAAAGGCAAAAAAGGAAAAAAAGGCAAGAAAGAAAAGAAAGGAAAGAAAGGCAAAAAAGGCAAGAAAAAGAAGAAAGGAGAUGAUGAAGAAGGUUGGACAUUACCAGAAUCUCAAUUUGUUACUGAGAUGAUGAAACCAUCAACACAAACAUAUCAAAGUUUUUGGGAAACAAGAGAUGAAAGUAAUAAUUUUGAACAAAAUCAUGAUAAUGAAAUAGUUAAAGAAGAAAAACGCACUGAAGUUCAAGAAGAAAUACGUAUUGAAGUUGAUGCUUUAAUGCGUGAAGAAUUAAAAAAUUUAAAAGCGAAAGCAAAAAAGAAAAAGAAGAAGAAAGAAAAAGAUUUAACACCAGAUCGAACAAUUGAGUCUCUAUAUGAAGAACUUGUUAUGAAUCGUAUUAUAAUUCGUCCACCAAAAGUUACUCUUAAUGAUUUUCUUGGCGAUUUUAAUUAUUUACCAAGUCUUAUUCGUCAAGCUAAACAUGAACCAAUGCCAACAAUGUACGAUGUUAAACAAUUAACUGCCUUAUAUGGAAUUUUACCAUUCGGAUCAGAAAAAGUUCAUGAAAUAGCACCUCAAGUAAAAGGUCUUCUUAUUUGUGGACCUCGAGGAUGUGGUAAACAUAUGUUAUUACACGCUAUAUGUAAUGAAUUAGGUGCAAAUUUAUUUGAUAUAUCACCACAAAAUAUUUAUGAAACAUAUCGUGAAAAAGAAGGUAUUAAAAUGCUUAUGCAUUUAUGUUCAAAAGUUGGAAAAGCUUUACAACCAACUGUAAUUUUUAUUAAUGAUUGUGAAAAAUUAUUUAAAAAAAAAUUAAAACCAGAAGAAAAACAAUUUGAACCAAAACGCUUAGCUAAAGCAUUACCAAAAUGGCUUAAGACAAUCAAACCUGGAGAUCGAGUUUUAUUAGUUGGAAUAUCACAUGAACCAUAUCAAGGUGUUGUCAAACCAAUGAUGAAAGCUUUUCAACGUGUUAUUUUAUUACCACGUCCUGAAUAUGGAACUCGUUUAUUACUAUGGAAAACGCUGAUUCCUAAAUAUGGUGGUAUAAUAACGCCAGCACUUGACUUAACAUCAUUAGCAAAACUAUCAGAUUCAUAUGCACCUGGACAUAUUCAUGAUACAAUUGUUGAAACAUUGACUGAACGACGUCUUGUUAAAAUGUCUAAACAUCCAUUACAAGCAAGUGAUUUUAUACCUGGUUUAGCACAUCAUAAUGCUAUUUAUAAAGAAGAAGAAGAUGCUUAUAAAAGUUGGUGGAAAAAAACUCCAUUGGGUAAAAAGCGUGAACGAUUCUUAGAAGAUCAAGAAGAAGGCGGAGGUGAUGGUAAAGGAAAAAAAGACAAAAAAGGAGGUGGUAAAGGGAAAGGCAAAAAGGGAAAAGGCAAAAAGAAAAAAUAA